Messenger RNA from Rosa rugosa (rugosa rose), 831 nucleotides. Its product is annotated as MDIS1-interacting receptor like kinase 2-like. Bases 1 to 831 code for a protein of 276 amino acids. The record is from RefSeq and is a predicted model, not a curated record. Gene Ontology annotation, molecular function: protein binding. Lineage: Eukaryota; Viridiplantae; Streptophyta; Magnoliopsida; Rosales; Rosaceae. The transcript has 2 exons.
AUGGAACCAUCUCCUCAAUCCCUCUUCAGCUUCAAUGAACUCUGUGAUACCAUCCCACCUCAGAUCAGUUUCCUCCCCAAACUCAUCUAUCUUGAUCUGUCUUCUAAUCAGUUGUCUGGGCAAAUCCCACCAGAAAUUGGUCUUCUAACGAAUCUUGAGGUCCUUCACCUACAUGAAAACCAGUUAAAUGGCUCAAUUCCUCACCAGAUUAGUCAACUCAACUUUCUUUCUGAGCUUGCUCUGAGCAACAACAGUUUAGAAAGUAUGAUCCCGGCUUCUCUGGGUAAUUUGAACAACCUGACUUCAUUGUAUCUCCAUGAAAAUCAACUUUCUGGUUCUAUACCUGCUUCUCUAGGCAAUUUGAGCAACCUGACUACUUUGCAUCUACAGAAAAAUCUACUUUCUGGCUCAAUCCCACCAUCUUUAGGUAAUCUGACAAAGCUUACCUCUCUUCGUCUCUACCAAAAUAACUUAUCUGGAACCAUUCCGGAACAGAUUGGGAAUUUGAAAUCAAUUGUGGAUCUAGAGUUGGGUGAGAAUCAACUCAAUGGUUCCAUUCCCCCUUCAAUUGGUGGCUUGAGUAACUUAGUUUUCUUAAUCCUCCGUGAUAACCAACUUUCUGGCUCCAUCCCCCAAGAGAUAGGAAAUCUCAAGAAGUUGAUUUACCUCCAGUUGGAUACUAACCAACUUUCUGGUCAUUUACCCCAAAAUAUUUGCCAUGGUGGAACACUGCAAAGCUUUACAGCAAAAGCCAACCAAUUGACGGGUCCAAUCCCCAAAAGCUUGAAAAUGCAUGUGCAAGAGUUUAACAAGUGUCUUCCUUCAAGAUAA